Procambarus clarkii (red swamp crayfish) is the source of this 2071-nucleotide messenger RNA. The record is from RefSeq and is a predicted model, not a curated record. NCBI's taxonomy places the organism in Eukaryota, Metazoa, Arthropoda, Malacostraca, Decapoda, Cambaridae.
AUGGGGAAUCGUGAAGAUAUAAGGGCAGGGAGCGAAGAUGCUGUUACUGCUCUUGUGGUUGCUGGGAAUAUUGAUGCUGUUCUUCGUGUUACUGGAGAUGAUUUUGCUGUUCCUGGUAAUGCUGAGGAUGUUGUUGCUGUUCCUGGGGUUAUGAAAACGGAGUCAGGUGAUGGCGGGGGCGGCACUAUGGCGGUCAGCGAGGAGUUCUGGCACGAAAUUGAGAAAUUCAGGUUAAUAAUUCUUCGCGAUGUCGAAGGCUGUGACUCUUUAGAUGCAGUGGCGACUGGCGGCGAAGAUGUCAGCAGAGAAAUGCUGGCGGCGUGUGAGCGUAUAGUGGAGGACGUGGUGGCCAGCAUCAGUGUUGGCGAGCCCCCGGUGCUGAGAGUGCCACGCCCACCCCGCAGGGGUGGGAGCGGAACCGGAGGUGAGAGUCUGGUGAGCCUGGGAGCCUCUCGGAGCACCCGACGCUUCACCCACCUCAUCCACACGCUCGCCCAGGCCUAUCGUCACGUGGCCAGCGGCACCUACGCUACCAGGAGGAAGGAUGAUCAAGGUCCUGUGGAUUCCAACUCAUUGGAAGUUGAGGAACGAGCAAAUGUGUUAGCUGCUGAGGGUGCCAAAGGAAACCAGGUUAAAACAGGUCAAUCUCAUCUUUUUUGCAGGGAUGUGUACUAUGAGUCUGUGUGGCUGUACCAGUCGCAGGCCGCGCUGGACCGUUCAGCAGAAGACCUGACGCGGGUGUUGGGUGUUCCACGGCGGGGGCUUCAUCUCACCAUCACGGGCAAGGGUCUUGUCGCUGGCGACCUCACCUACACCACCCACGACGGCACCAUCGUCUGCGUCAGCCACACUCAGAACGGGAUGCUGGUGCCGGAGAGCGUGGAGGGCCUGACGAGGGUGGUGUCGCAGGCCCGCUACAUCCUCGUUGUGGAGAAGGACGCCACUUUCCAGAGGCUGGUCGAGGCCCAGGUCCACCGCACCUUCGGACCUGCCAUACUCCUUACGGGAAAGGGGUACCCUGACGUGUCGACGCGGCAGCUGCUGCACCGCCUCUGGAGGGAGUUGAGGGUGCCGGUGUUGGCCUUGACGGACGCCGACCCCUACGGCCUCCACAUCGCUGCCGUCUACAAGUUUGGUGCCCUGGCGCGGGAGGACCCGGGUCUAGCCGUCAGCAGCCUGGCCUGGCUGGGCAUUCUACCCACGGAUUUGCCGGCGCUACAACUCCCACCUCAUGCUCUCCUGCCGCUCACACCGACCGACCACGGGAAGUUGGCCUCCCUCGCCGCCCACCCCGCCCUCUCCAGGAGCCCCGCCUGGCUCACACAGAUUCACGAGCAGCAAGAGUCUGGCUACAAAGCGGAGAUUCAGAGCCUGACACAUAUCAACCCGGAUUACCUCACCUCUGUCUACUUGCCCACCAAGCUCCGUCAGGCUGGCUGGGUCCUCUGAUGAUGACACAUUACUGGUUGACUUCGACUCUUGGAAUACCACUGCUGUAGGAGAAGUACGAGAUGGAUGUUUCCGCAAGUGGCGGGCACGACCACUCGGGCAUAAGCUUUUAUAAGGAGUCAACAAACACUUAUUUUGGUCGAUGGGAAGACGACUUGGUCUUUAUAAUUCACGUGUAGUUGGAUGAGGCUAGAUCUUUAUAAUUCACGUGUGGUUGGAUGAGGCUAGGUCUUUAUAAUUCACGUGUGGUUGGAUGAGGCUAGGUCCUUAUAAUUCACGUGUGGUUGGAUAAGGCUAGGUCUUUAUAAUUCACGUGUGGUUGGAUGAGGCUAGGUCUUUAUAAUUCACGUGUGGUUGGAUGAGGCUAGGUCUUUAUAAUUCACGUGUGGUUGGAUGAGGCUAGGUCUUUAUAAUUCACGUGUGGUUGGAUAAGGCUAGGUCUUUAUAAUUCACGUGUGGUUGGAUGAGGCUAGGUCUUUAUAAUUCACGUGUGGAUGGAUGAGGCUAGAUCCUUAUAAUUCACGUGUGGUUGGAUGAGGCUAGGUCUUUAUAAUUUACGUGUGGUUGGAUGAGGCUAGAUCUUUAUAAACCACGUGUGGUUGGAUGAGGCUAGGUCUUCAUA